Haliotis rubra (blacklip abalone) is the source of this 1162-nucleotide messenger RNA. RefSeq names its product glutathione S-transferase 1-like. The record is from RefSeq and is a predicted model, not a curated record. The transcript has 5 exons. Gene Ontology annotation, biological process: glutathione metabolic process. Gene Ontology annotation, molecular function: glutathione transferase activity. Bases 108 to 713 code for a protein of 201 amino acids. Lineage: Eukaryota; Metazoa; Mollusca; Gastropoda; Lepetellida; Haliotidae.
AGCGCACACGACCCAGCCUUAUAAAGGGAGACGAUAGUUCAUGUGAACUCAAACGUCAAGUCAUCUGAAGCGACGAUAACUGGAACAGACCAGACAUCACACACAAGAUGCCGACAUACAAGCUCAAGUAUUUCCAAUCGAAAGGUCGCGCCGAGGUAUGCCGCCUCCUGUUCGCAUUGGCUGGUCAAGAGUACGAAGAUAUCCGCUACAGUCAAGAUGAAUGGAAAACGGAAAAAAGUAAGACGCCAUUUGGUCAGCUUCCAGUGUUGGAAAUUAAUGGAGAACCGUAUGGGCAGAGUUCAGGAAUAAUCGCCUUCUUGGCCCGAGAGUUCGGUAUUCAUGGAAAAACUAGCCUGGAGCAGCUGAAGGUGGACCAAGUGAUGGGCAUCAUACAAGACAUCUACACACACAUGCUGAAACACUUCUAUGAGAAGGAUCCAGCCAAACAGGCGGAGAUACUCAAGGAAAACAACAAAGAUCAUUAUCCAAAAUACCUGGGCUUUUUUGAGUCCAUUUUGAAGAAGAAUGGUAGCGGAUUCUUCGUGGGAAAUAGGAUAACCCUGGCUGACAUUGCUGUGUUUGACACCCUCGACGGGAAGAUUGACGCCAGUUUAGUAGAAUCUUUCCCGCUGAUCAAGGAAAACUGCAAGAAGGUCCGCGCAAACGAGAAAAUAGCACAGUGGUUGGACAAACGUCCCAAAACAGCCUACUAGUUACGGCCAAACUCAUAUCGUCUACAGAGGCGGUGGGGUAGCCCAGUGGUGUAAGUGUUCGCCUGUCAUCGAAAGCCCAGGUUCGAUUCCCGAAUGGGUUCAAUGUCCGGCGACCGUUGCUUGUGUCCCCGCCGUGAUAUUGCUGAGAUAUUGUUAAACACGACUUGCAACGUUACUAUCUCUCUCCUGCGUCACUAUGAUAACAUCUGCUAGGCUCAGAGUUUAGGGCUGCCGAACCUUUACCGUUUCCAAGUCACAGAGGGUAAAGCAGAAACUGUCUUUCUUUUUGUUUUUGGUACUAAAUUUCUCUGGAUGGCGACUAAAAGUGUUCGGAAGCUAUUUAAUGCUUCGAGUUGCAUAUGUCGCAAAGUAUGUAAGAUUUGUGGCGAAAACUGAACAAUAUGCACAACUAUGUUUCUUAACGAAAAUAAAAUAUUUUAAUAGCUGGA